Ostreococcus lucimarinus CCE9901 is the source of this 1683-nucleotide messenger RNA. RefSeq lists its product with no specific name. The coding region runs from base 1 to 1683 and encodes 560 amino acids. NCBI's taxonomy places the organism in Eukaryota, Viridiplantae, Chlorophyta, Mamiellophyceae, Mamiellales, Bathycoccaceae. The record is from RefSeq and is a predicted model, not a curated record. The transcript has a single exon. Gene Ontology annotation, cellular component: endomembrane system; membrane.
AUGUACGGCUUCGCCGUGCGCCUGACGCGAAGCUUGACGACGGUUUCCGCGCCGAAAGCGUUCCAAGACGUCGCGACGACGACGACGACGACGACGGCGUACGCGGACGUCUGUCGGAACCUGUGGCGCCGGGACGAAGUCGUUGACGUGCGCGUGCACGCGCUCGCGGAGGAUUACGAGGCGUCGAGCGUGAAUUUUCACGCGGAGACGCCGCUGUGGGGGACGACGGCGCCGCUGGCGUCGGCGACGCGCGACGUCGAGUUGGAUCUCGGGGUCGCGCUCGUGGACGCGGUGGCGAGAAACGUGAGCGUGAAAUUGCACGCGAUCGUUUCGCGUUUAGGCGCGUCGCUGGAUCCGGCGGACGAGGGGUACGACGAUGGGGACGUUUUGCGAGUGUCUUUCGACGCGACGAUUUGGCGAAGACGAAGAGUCGCGCGAAGGAGGAAGCUCUUGGGCGAGGAUUCGGCGCGGGCGGAGCCGCGCGAGGACGGGACGGAGGGGUUGGAAGAUGGGAUGGAGUAUUAUCAGGCGUAUUAUAAACCCAACGCGACGUUGACCGUGGUGGAUGAUUUCGCGGCGUAUCGCGGGGCGACGAUUCCAGACAUCCUGGCGAGGCGAAUGCGAUUUUCGGACGAGCGGCGGUCGGGAUACUAUCCCACGGUGUAUUUUAACGAGUUUUGGAUCAUCAAGAGCCAUCUGCGCGAGCUGAACGAAACGAGCGCGCGCGAGAUGAAGAUAAACUUGAACCUCGAGACGAUUUCUCAGUUUCGUUGGCAGAUGGAAGAGUCCAUGGAGCAGACGUGGUCGACGCAACGCGCGUUCGGCGCGGCGGGAGAACACGACGCGGACAACAUGAAGCGCGUGUUUCUCGAAGGAAAUCCGACGUUGCUCGCGGUGACGACAGUUGUGAGUUUGCUACACACGAUAUUUGAUUUCUUUGCAUUCAAACACGACGUGCAGUUUUGGCGAAAUCGCAAAAGUCUCGAAGGAUUGUCCGCUCGAAGCGUUCUUUUGAACGCCUUUUGUCAGCUCGUCAUCUUUUUGUACCUGUGCGACAACGAAACGUCGUGGAUGAUACUUAUUUCCAGUGGUUUGGGCGUCGUUAUUGAGUUUUGGAAGGUGACGCGCGCGAUGGACGUCUCUGUUGAUCGAGACGGACGCUUUCCGCGGCUUCGCGUCGCCGACAAGGCGAGCGCGCUCAAGAGCGACACCGCUCGACACGACGCGGACGCCAUGCGCUAUUUGUCGUACGCGCUAUAUCCACUCGUGGGAGUAUACGCCGUGUACAGCCUGCGCACGCACGAACACAAAGGUUGGUGGUCGUUCGUCCUGAGUACGCUCGUCGGGGCUGUCUAUACUUUUGGUUUCAUCAGCAUGACGCCUCAGCUGUACGUCAACUACAAACUCAAGAGCGUCGCCGCUAUGCCGUGGAAACAGAUGGGCUACAAGUUCCUAAACACCAUCAUCGACGACUUAUUCGCCUUCGUCAUCAAGAUGCCCACACUUCACCGCAUUUCCGUCUUCAGAGACGACGUCAUCUUCCUCUUAUUCUUGUAUCAGAGACGCGUCUAUCGCGUCGACGAAACUCGCGCGAAUGAAUUCGGCUACGUCGCCGACGCCGGCGCCGAAGACGAGAGUAAGAAGGACGAUGCGACCGAAAACGAGAGUAAGAAGGAGCGAUGA